Messenger RNA from Podarcis lilfordi (Lilford's wall lizard), 12282 nucleotides. The record is from the annotation of a GenBank genome assembly. NCBI's taxonomy places the organism in Eukaryota, Metazoa, Chordata, Lepidosauria, Squamata, Lacertidae.
AUGUCUCAGGGCGCGCCGGCGGCGGCGAGCACUUUGCGAAGGAGCUCCUCUUCGGAGGGGACGCAGCAGGUAAGGCAGGGAGAGGGACCGAGGCCAGGAAAGGGGACCCGGGGGAGGAAAAGGGUUGCGCCGAGUCGCCCUUGCGCGCUCCUUCCCAGCAGUGGCGGACCUACAUGGGGGGGGGGGGCUUGAAGCUUGAGCUGCAAUGGGGGCCCCUUCACAACCAGCAACGGGGUCUAACCACGGUUCUCUUCUUCCAUGGGGUUGCUCCACCGCAGAUCACCACAAUUUGCGUUUUGGGUAUCCACUUUCGUGAAUUCAUAGAAUCAUUAGAAUCUUAAGAGUUGGGAAAGACCUCGAGGGUCAUCUAGUGCAGGAAUCUCAGCUGAAAGCACCCAUGACAGGAUGGUCAUCUAACCUCUGCUUCAAAACCUCCAAGCAGCGGCGUAGCGUGGGUUGUCAGCACCCGGGGCAAGGCAAGUAAUUUGCGCCCCCUAACCCGGGGCAAGGCAAGUAAUUUGUGCCCCCUAACCUGCCGCCGCUGCCAGCUUCUUGCUGCUGCCUGGGCUGGUCUGGUGUGGUUCUCUCCUGCGCUCAGCGCUGUGCUGGGCGGCCGCUGCACUGUCCCUCCCCCAGAUAGUCCCUCGCUCUCUCUCCGCACCGCACGCCUGGCACCCACCCCCUCCACAGUGGGCGGCGACCCAGCGGCUCGGAUCAGAUUCGCACAGCCAGCACUGCAGUGAGAGAGAGUGAGUGAGCCAGGUAGGGGCAGAGAGCUGCGAGUGCGAGCGCGCGCCCCCAGAUGUUGCACCCGGUGCGGCCGACCCCCCCUGCACCCCCACGCUACGCCACUGCCUCCAAGGAAAGAGAGUCCAUCACCUCUGUGGGAGUCUCUUCCACUGCCAAACAGCUCUGACUGUCAGAAAGUUUUUUCGAAUGUUUAGUCGGAAUGGCCUUUCUGGUAACUUUAAGCCAUUGCCUCGAGUCCCACCCUCCAGAGAAAGCGAGCAUGUUCCCUCUUCCAUGUGACAACCAUUAAGAUAUUUGGAGGUGGCUAUCAUAUCUCCUCUCAGUCUCUUCUUUUCCAGGCUAAACAUACCCAGCUCCUCAUAAGACUUAGUUUCCAGACCCUUAGCUUAGUUUCCUCUCUAGGGUCUGUUUUUUCAAAAAAGGGAAGGGGUUAUAUUAGCCACAGCAGAACAGCCAGCUUACUGUGCUACUUACUCUCAAACUUCGUUGAAAUGUAUGCAGCAAAAAAAUUUGAUUUGUGCUACUUGGGGCUCCUCUGGAAUUCAAGACCCUGAAGCUUGAGCUUCAUUUAGUUUCAUAGUAAAUCUGCCCCAUGCUUCUGAGGGAUCAGAAAUAAAACCACCGAGCAGGGCUGCAGAGGUUUGGUGCUGCUGUGCAGUCUCAAAAACCAAAAUCAGAUCAAAUAAAAAAUAUAUGGGGGUGGAGGAGCAGGGCAGCCAAAAUGACAGAGGUGUGUGUGGAACGGUUUACUUACCAGGAAAGGCUAUGGGGUUUUGUCUUUUCCUUGUUUUUAUUACAUAUUUUGUGUUUUUAAUCUUGUAUUUUUGGGCUGUGAACUGCCCUGAGAUCUUCAGGCAAAGGGCAGUUUACGAAUUUAAUAAAUAAACGAAAUCUCAUGGGGUAUGUUUUAGAAGAAAUCUGUGAAGCAGGUAAGGUUUGAGGAACAGGUGUGCACAGAAAUAAUUCCGGGUGAAAGUUUCCUGAAUGGCAGAUGACGCUCACGGCCAUUCCAACUCUGCAAUUCUAUGAUUCUAAGGUCUAUGACUUAUAAGUUACAGGUUGCCAACUUGGAUAUUCUCAAUCUUUAUGCGACUGGGACCCCCCCACCCCACCCCACUUGGCACCACUGAAAGGAACCCUGGUGGACUGUGCCUGUCAGGGAUCUCCUAUGGGACUAUACAUUUCAGAACAAACUUAGAACAAGCUGCUCUGUUUGUCCAUUUGACACUAACAGAGCAAAGGCACGCAGCUUGAAUUUCCCCAUUGAACAACAGUCCUAUCUUUCUGUGGCUACAAUCCAUGAUUGCCCUGCUCUGCCUCCACAGCUUGGAGGCAGCAGAGCUUCUCAGUGCCAGUUGAUGGAAACCACCAGAGGGGAGAGAGAGGGCUCUUCGCGCAGGCAUCUGGUUGGCCACUGUGAGAAGAGGAUGCUAAGCUUAGAUGGGCCUGAAUUUAAAUUGCGUAACAAUAACUAACAGAUCAGUGACUGAGAGAGUGAGAAGAAAGAAACUGACUGUUAGGUGGAAGGAGGGAAUGAAUCAGAGUGGAUGGAAAGAGAAAGGAACAGGGAAAGGCAGAAAGGACAAUCUCUUUAUAUAGAUAGGCCACAUCCUUGUUCACCCUGAAAUGCUAAUUUUUAAAAGUCUCCAGGGAAGGCGGCGAGAAUUACCCAUAGACAUCAAUGGGGAAAUUAAUCAAUCUGAUACAACUAGGAUCGGGCACAAGCUUGUCCAUUUCGCCCUUCCCAAAGCAGGGAGUAGAAAACCACAUUGGAGUGGAGCAUCCUCAGUUAGGGUUGGCAUACGGCCACAAGCAGUGUCUGUGCGGAAAUCGUCAAAAAUGUCCGGGAAAAUCUGGACGUAUGGCAGCCCAUGUCAGGAGUGUCGUUUUUGCCGAUUGCCCUCAGAAAUACGGUAGCUCGAAAACAUCCAAUUUCCCUGCAAUUUUGCAAUUAGAAAACCAAAAGAACUUUUCUGUCUAGAUUUUCGCUUUUUGAAAUAUGGCAACCCUAUUCUCGGUGGGCAUGGAUUUCUGUCUAUUAGGAGUGGAUCUUGGGGUAGGGGGAUGGCAUGGGGAGUGACUGGAACCCAGAACAAAAUUGCACUUCAUACUGCAAAAUUUUGUUGCAGGACCCGCUGUAUAAUUCUCUAAAUCAAAACCCACCAGUGGUCAUAAGCGACUCGUUGGUCAUGUCUUGCCGGAAGGCAGUAGGUACCGUCAGCUGCACUGUCUUGUGUGUUUUUUAAAAAUUGCUUUUCAAAGAGAAGGAGAAGGAGUGGGGGUGAGGGGCAAUGGGGGGAAAAGGAGUGAGUUAGAUUGGAAAUUCGAUGCCUUCUCAGUGGGGGAACUCCCGCGCACAUGCAAAGUGCUUACCAUCACAGAAGACAGUGGGAAGCCUCAGCGAGCAGAUCAUACCCCUAAGGGAAAAGCAGAGAGAAGACCCAGGUCCGCUUCAGUGAUUUUGCUGGGACCCAAGCACACCAAAGCCUUCAGGACCCAUUAAGCUAGGGCUUGCCGAUCAGAAGGUCGGCGGUUCGAAUCCCCAUGACGGGGUGAGCUCCCAUUGCUCGGUCCCUGCUCCUGCCAACCUAGCAGUUCGAAAGCACGUCGUGCAAGUAGUGCAAGUAGAUAAAUAGGUACCGCUCUGGCAGGAAGGUGAACAGCGUUACCGUGCGCUGCUCUGCUUCGCCAGAAGUGGCUUUGUCAUGCUGGCCACAUGACCCAGAAGCUGUGUGCCAGCUCCCUCGGCCAGUAAAGCGAGAUGAGCACCACAACCCGAGAGUUGUCCGCGACUGGACCUAACAGUCAGGGGUCCCUUUACCUUUUUUAAGCACACCAAAGCCUUCCAGGGCCCAUUACGCAGAGCGAAGGGGCCAUGCCAUGCAUCUGAAUACCAGCUGCUGGAAACCACCAGAGGGGAAAGUGCUGUUGUGCUCGGGUUGCACUUGUGGGUUUCCAACAGUUCUCUGGUUGGCCACUGUGAGAACAGGAUGCUGGACUCAAUGGGCCACUGGCUCCUCUUAUGUUAAACUGCAGAUGCUACAGCAGCAGCCAAUCUACCCUCCAUUCCCAUUUUUGCAAACAGCAGGUGUUUCUUUACCAGUGCACCUUUUAAAAAAAAUUAAAAAAUAGCACACACACCAGGAAGUGUGCAAGAACAAAGGUUAGUGGUGUAUUUCACAAUGGUCAAAAUGAAGAGUUGUGAAUUGGGAAAGGGAUUUGAAUUAAGAAAUAAACAAGGUUCUAGUCCAUCUAGCCCCCAAUGCUCCAGUGAUUCUUCCUUCUUUUCGUGUUCUUAGGUUAGUCCCUCACCUUUUUGUGUCCACAUUCCCAUCUCCCUUCACUCCCAAUUAAUAUUUACAUGUUGUAGUUGAGUGUGUGUGUGUGUGUGUGUGUGUGUAGGUUUUGCACAAGACUCCUCUUACACAAGCCUCUGUAUUAAAAUUUAAGAAAUAUUAAGGUUUAGUUAUGUUCAGCAAACAUACCCCCAGCAUGCAGUAGUUGGAAGUAGGCAUGUUUGGAAAUGUGUCAGCAACUGAAGCGCAGUUUUAAUUUUAUUCUUAAUACUGCUGUUUUGCAGAAGAGCAGUUUAAAAAUAAUAAUAAUAUGAUUUCUCUACCUUCAGUCACAGUUGGUGGAAACAGGCAUGAUACAUCCUUUCCUUUUGGCUGAUGGAAACAGAAUGGCUAGGCUGUGCUCAGGCAAGGAGCAAAUGACAGUAGAGGGUGCAACAAUAGAUGGCAUGUUGUUGUCGUUUAGUCGUGUCCGACUCUUCGUGACCCCAUGGACCAGAGCACGCCAGGCACUCCUGUCUUCCACUGCCUCCCGCAGUUUGGUCAAACUCAUGCUGGUAGCUUCGAGAACACUGUCCAGCCAUCUCAUCCUCUGUCGUCCCCUUCUCCUUGUGCCCUCAAUCUAUCUCAACAUCAGGGUCUUUUCCAGGGAGUCUUCUCUUCUCAUGAGGUAGCCAAAGUAUUGGAGCCUCAGCUUCACGAUCUGUCUUUCCAGGGAGCACUCAGGGCUGAUUUCCCUAAGAAUGGAUAGGUUUGAUCUUCUUGCAGUCCAUGGGACUCUCAAGAGUCUCCUCCAGCAACACACUGCAAAACUUCACUACACACAAACCCACACACCUACACAAUGUGCUUCAUUGCAUCCACAGUCAGUGCAUGUGAUUUUAUACUGGAUACUUCUACAAACUGGAUUAGCCAUGGAUUGGAAAAAUCUUAAUUAACUGGGGGGGGGACCAAAUUAACUGGCUGCCGGUUGGAUGAAUGAUGUGGACGCUGCAGGGUGGGGGUGGGGAAUGGAGGCACAAGGAGCUUCAAAUCCACAUUAAACUCCUUUGUAGGUGAACCCUAACUAAGUCAUCUGAUUUCGUUGGCCAGGGUCAUGAAGAUGAUGAAAGGAAAGUACGACGGAGAGAGAAGAACAGAGUUGCGGCCCAGAGAAGCAGAAAGAAACAAACACAGAAAGCAGAUAAACUCCACGAGGUGAACAUUGCUGUGGAUCCCUGAGGGAGGGAAGAGCAGUAAUAUUACUCCCGAGUGCAAAUGAAGGCCCUCUUCAUACUUGUUUAAGGGCUGAACAAAAUGGCAGCAUUUGUCAGGGCUGGGGAACCUGGCUUGUUGUUGAGCAGCUGUAAAGUAGCAAAGGGAAGUGUGUGUUUUGUAGCGGAAAAGCAGCUGGUGGGAGGGGGUACUUAACCCUUUCUCUGCCUACUGGUACUACUGUCCUCCCACCCCACGCUGCUGCUUUUUCCUUGGAUGCAGCAAACAUGAGUCUGGAAGAGAAGCAGCUGGGGGAGGUGUUGUAUGGAGAAGGAACAGGCAGGGGAAUCACUUGCCUUGCAGUAUCUGAAGAGCUGUCAAACUGAAGAGAGAGCCGAUGUGUUCUCUGUUACUUGCAAGGGUGGCACUAGAACUGAUGGGUGGAAAUUGCAGGGAAGCGGAUUUUGGCUUCAACAUUUAGGUGAGACAUCCAAAUGGUUACGGGUUGUUUGACAGUGGAACAGCUGGCCUUGGGAGGGGUUGGGUUCUCCUUUGCUGGUGGUAGUGUAGCAGAGGUUGUAGACAACCAUCUGUCAGGGAGGCAGCAAUUGCAUCCUGCACUAUAGAUCCUGCUUUGAGCAACAGAUUGGAUGACCUACAAGGUUCCUUCCAGUUCUAUGAUUCUAUGAUGUUCACAUGCAAACGCCUGUAGAAUUAAUGGUCUCCUUCUACCAUUUUGCAUCUGUUCAUUCACUACCCUGUUAGCAGUUUGGUGAUGUGGCAAACACUGCCUUGCGUGACUGGAGUGGAUGACGUUUUUAAAUUAUUAUAAAUGAUCAUACAUAAAUACAUCAUUUUAUUUGUAUGCCAUAUUUCUAGUGUUCAAACCAUUACAUAAUUGCAAAUAUAAUCUGAAUGGUCAUAAACAAUACUGUAAAUGAAACACAUUAAAAAGUACAGAACUAAACUGAACAACUUCCACAUUAAAUCACAACAAGAUUGAAGAGUAAAGAUACAAAAAUUAAUAUCAGUAGCAGCAACAACCUCUCACUCUUCUCCCCACAACAAAACAAUACCCUAGCCCGAGAGUCUGUUCAGCAGCCUCAGCUUUUGUAGCUGGAGUCAGUCAGGGCCCCAGCAUCCCAGGCCAGGUGGGAAAAGGCCUGCAAGGCAGGGAGCAGGUCUUCCACGACUCACAGCCAAGAUGGUCUCUGGUCUCUUCAGCAGCUUCAGCUUCUGCAGCUGGAGUCAGUCAGUCAAUCCUGUGACCAGGCAGUCCAUGAUGUGAUGUGCAAUGUCUGUCAUAUGUUAUCCCAGAGUGGCCAACCAGGUGCCUAUGGGAAACCCAGAUGCAGGGCAUGAGUGCAGAAACCCUCUUCCGUUUUGUUCCCCAGCAGCUGGCAUUCAGAGGCAAACUGCUUCUCAUCUUGGAGGUAGCAUUUAGCCGUUGCCAGUUUUCCUGAAGGAGCUCAGUUUUGGUGUGUCAGAAAACCUCAGGCCCACCUAUUUCUGCAUUCUGUUUCUGACAGGGAGGCUAGCAGGAUGCUGAGAAGGCAAGGUGCAGUGGAGCUGAACACCCCCAGUUGUUUAAACAGGGCACUGGUGAUCAGUGGUAGACUGCCUCUGAUCACAGCUGUUCCAUGCUUCACCCUUGAGGCUCCUAGGUAGUUCUUUCCUCUGCAAACACAUUUUCAAGGAUGCUUAAACUCGUGGUUCUCAAUGCAGCCUGGGGCAGUGAAUUCUGCAUAAUAAUUACAAACCACAUGAAGUACAGCUUUGACUGGCCUGCGUCUUACACACCCUGCCAGGUUCAGAAGAUCCUGGAGCGUGUCAUGUUUUGAGUCAGAAUCGGUGGGUUUUUCACUAUUCACUCUCCCUGCAAUGUUCAUGAUAUUAGAAGUCUGUGCCACAGCCCUUCUUGCUGUCACAUAUCUUUCAGGGCUAUAAAGCCCUGAUUGCCAAAGGUUUUCCCUUUGCUCUUUUCUAUGUGUCUUCUAUGUAACAAGUAGAGCAGAAGAAGACAGGGCUCCUACACUUUAACUGGUGUACAGAAAAGGAGCUUUCAACAGGUGUAGCUUGUGCAGAAAAUAUUUUUUAUCAGAGUCAUGGCAGUUCUCCAACAUAAAAACUUUUUUGCAGGCCACUUACUGGCGUGGGAGUGGCCCCUCAGGAGACCAUUUAGUAAAUCUUUUGUUAUUCUACAAAUCAAAACACAGAUUUCAGAUUUUAAUAACAUUUCCUCUUCAGUGUUGGCAUUGUUGUCAAAAUAAUUGCUUUGGUAUGAAAAUGUCCUUUUAUCUAGUAACAUAUAAAGGGGAAUAACAACAACAACAACAACAACAACAACGAUGAUGAUGCCACCCUUCAUUGUAAGAUCUCAGAGCAGUUCACAGAAUAAAAUACAGGAGAAAAACAUGUGAAUAAUUAAACAAACCAGCAAAACAAUAACCGGCCCCCUUCUCACAGACAACAUUUAAAAGGCUGUAGGAUAUAAAUCAGCCAAGGGCCUGGUUGAAGAGGAAUGUUUUUGCCUGGUGCCUAAAAAUACAUAAUGAAGGUACCAGGCGAACCUCCCGGGGGAGAGCAUUCCACAGAUGGGGAGCCACUGCAGAAAAGGCCCCUUCUUGUGUUGCCACUAGGCCUGGGUGAUACAUCAAUAUAUCGCCCAGGACCAGUAUGAGGAGCAGACUGCAGUGUCUGCUUCACUCAGUGAUAUAUCGCUGGUGAAACCGCCACCGCUCCUGAGUCCCUCUGCUAACGACUUCCUCCAGUGAGCGUUACUAGCAGAGGGACUCAGGAGCGGUGGCAGUUUCACCAGCGAUACAUCACUGAGUGAAACUGCCAUCCCACGCUGCCCUCAUACUGCGCAGAGGAAGAUAACAGCUGCAUUGGUGAGGCGCUGAUACAGCUUGCGCCUCUCUCUGCAUCUUUAAACUGCUUGGCUGAAGAGUGUGUGGUUGCUGCUCCCCUCAGCUGAGCAGUUAAAGGAUCCCCCAGCCCAGCGCUGGCUCCUCGGCAAGUGGGGGGGGAGGACCAGGGAUGGCUCUUCUGGGAUUGGGGAGCCCUCCCGCGCCCCAGCUGAGCCAGACAAACAAGCUGCGUUGUCCCAGCCUGCUAGGCACUGGGGUGAAACCGCCUCAGCUUCCGCAGUGAGAGCUGUGACAAAUUAUCCCGGCGCCUCGCAGGCUGAGGCCAAUGCAGCUUGUUUUUUCAACAUCACAGUAUAUCGCCAGACCACGAUGUUUGACUGGUGAUAUACCGCGAUGUUGAAAAGCUGAUAUUGCCCAACCCUAGAUGCUACCCUUUGGACUUCACGUGGAGGAGGCACAUGGAAAAGGGCCUCAGAUGAUGAAUGCAGAGUCUGGGAUGGUUUAUAUGGGAAGAGGUGUCCUUGAGGUACUGCGGUCCUCAGCAGUUUAAGGCUGCAUCAGUACUGUAUUGUGAAAAUCACAGAGAGUAGUCAAUAAUCUGUCCCUGAUCAAAGCAGUCCCAAUCUCCUUUAAGUCAAUCAAUCAAAUGUCAGGCCAAGAACGUAUAUUCUUCAUUGUUCUACAAACUUCCUGCAGACUACCUGAAUUGUCUGUCGUUUGAGAGCCCCUGGCUGGGACCAUGUUGCAACUUUAAAGUUGUAGUUUCUUUAGUCUCACAUUCCCCUGGAGUAUAUUUCUGCAUUCCUUUUAACUCUCCUUUCCCUUUCACUCCUUUAACUGAUUACUGUAAAGCUGAUUUUCUUUAGAAGUGAGGCUCAAAACUGGAAUAAGAAGGGUGUUGGCCAAGACUGUGUUCAGUGAGGUCAUAACAACUACUGUGAGUUUUAUCAUUUAGUGCUUCAACGCUUUCUUAUGAGCAAUCCUGAAUGCAUUUUAGGAAAUUAGGGGGGAGAACCAGAGAGAUUAAUGUGACAUUUCAGUAGAAGAGAGCAAAUUAUUCAUCCCCUCCAUGUGUGGUACAUGGCACGCUUCAAGCAGGUAAUGAACUUAGUGACCAUAGCAGCUGUUCCGGGCAACUGCUUCUAUCUACUUUUCUUUUUUAAGGUGUAUUGCUAUAAAUUCUCCUAGCCACAUUCAAAUCAGGGGGGGAACCAGCAACCUGCUGUACAUUUGCAUUGGUGCCUAAGCCACCUCUCUUUUCCCCACCUGCACUUAAAAAAUAAUAAUUUUAAAAGCAGCUUUGCGUCUAUGUUUCAUUUGACAAUCACACCGAUGAAGAAAGCAGAUAAUGUCUGAUAAAGGAGCGGAGAGGAUGGGAGACUACAGGCCCCGCAGGAAGUGCAGAUUAUUAAGAUUGUUUCAUUUUAAAAAUGGAAGCUGUGAAGAUCCAGGAAAGGGUUUGCAAAUGAUGUGGGUUUUGUGGAAGCAUUUGAAAGAGGGGAGUGAUGUGUGCAGAGCUCACCAGGGGGUUUAAUAAACUUUCCUGCCUCCUGGUUUUCACCUGUUCUUUUUUUAAAACAACAACACAAAAACUGACAGACCACAAGAGAUGGAUAUUGGGUUGUGUUUGGUUUGAUUGCAAGCCCCUCCACAGUUACGAGUGUUUCUUAUUUCCAGUUGGUUCAUCUCCUCAUAACAGACAUGUUUGUGUGCGUCCGUUUCUGAUGGCAGCAGAUCUAAGUAACUGCUAGGUUUUCAGAACAUGGGAGGACAGCAGUUGUUGCCUUUCCCCCGCCAGCAGCUGAAAGGGAAGGGUCAUAGCUCAGCGAGAGAACAUCUGCUUUUGCAUACAGAAGGUCCCAGCUAUCACUAGGUACUGUAGGGCAUGUUCUGAACACCUGGAGUGCUGCUGUCCGCCAGUGUAGGGAACACUGAACUAGAUGAGCCAGUGGUCUGAUUUGGGGUGUGUUCCCAUUACUUAGUGCGCAACAAAGUUGUAUUUUGCGUUGUGCGUCUGUGUUUGUUUCACAGCUCUUCCCCUGGCUGUUCACAUCAGCACAGCUUCAUCAGUGUCAGAUUCGUUUCUGUUUGUGAAUGCACCGGGGUCAUUGACUAGAGGCAAAGUAGAAACAGCUUAAGGAAUCCAAUUGAUGUGCGGCUAAUUUGAGAAAUAGUGCAUCAAACUGUAUUAUUUUAUAAGAGGGGACAGGAACUCAACACUAAUGUCUCAUAACAAAUGCAACUGAUCUGUAGAAACGACUGUACAACUUGAAAAAAGAGGCAAGGUGUGUACUUUUGUAAACCAUGAAAAUCUAUAAAAAGAAGAAAGAAUAAAAAUAAGAGAGGACAGGAUCCAUAUGUGUUUUGAUGGCCAUCAUGUGUGAAUGUGAAUUAAAAACCCAGCACUGGAAAUGCAGUGUGUGGAUUUUCAUAAGUCUAUUGUAAUAUGGACAGAUUUAGAGGGGCUGUGUUUCUUGCUUGCAGAGGACAGGCCUCCCUUUGAAGGUGUCCUCUGUCUUAAAGGGCUCCUGCCUGGUCCUAGUCCAGUUUCAAGAUAAGAAGGGAGAGCAGGAAGGACCUUGAAGUUGCACAUCAACAGUUAGCGGCAUCUGGGCCGCAGAUUGUGCAGGCUCAUCUACAUGUAUAAAUUAGCACAUGUACAUUUUAAUGCAAAUCAGUGCCUUCAUGCGUCUUCUCUUGCUUGGGCGGUAGAUUCCUACUGUAUCGUCAUUUCUCUGUCAUGGCUAAUAGUUUGGGGAUAGGUCUGUCUGCCAUGAAUGUGUCUAUCCCCUCUGAGCUACCACAAAGGGCCAACGCCUCUGAUAUGCAAACAGUAGAUUUGCAUUGGUGAAGACCGCAGUAAUUGAGGGCUGUGUACACACUAAUCUUGUUCAUAGCACACAAAAAAUGUAGUUUUUCUCAGUCGGGAAUUAUUCAUGCUCAUCCUCAACAUGGUGGCUUCUAUCAAGAUUGAUUCUAAAUCCUGCCAUCUCCACAACUUUUCCUGUUUACAUAUACCGUAUCCCAGGGGAACGAAGAAGGAAAUGGUCAUUGUGACUGCCCACCCACUCAUUUAUUGCCAUUAUCGCCUAUAUCUGUUUUUAAAUAGGUACAGUGGUACCUCGGGUUAAGAACUUAAUUCAUUCCGGAGGUCCGUUCUUAACCUAAAACUGUCCUUAACCUGAGGUACCACUUUAGCUAAUGGGGCCUCCCACUGCCGCUGCGUGAUUUGUGUUCUCAUCCUGAAGCAAAGUUCUUAACCCAAGGUACUAUUUAUGGGUUAGUGGAGUCUGUAACCUGAAGCGUAUGUAACCCGAGGUACCACUGUACAUAGCAAUCGUUCCAAAAUGGGCUUUAUUUUCAGAACAGGUUUCCAAGAAGCACUUUUUGUGGGGCCAAAGAUAUGCACUAGGUUAUGUGUGGACUUUGUAGGGAAAGCAAGAACUCAUUCUCCAUUGGUUGCCGCAUAAAAUGUCACAUGUGUGCAGCCAUAAUCUCAGGUCUGGAGCCAGAUGUCGUGAAGCUUACUCUGUUGCCUCAAGGUGCAGUCAUUUACAUAUCAAACUUGCCUUACCCCAUAAAUUACUAUCAGUGGCUACUUACCAGUAUGCUUCUGACUACAAGUUGUUGGAAACCAUAGGAGGGAAAAGUGCUGUUGUGUUCAGAUCCUGCUUACAUGCUUCUCAUCGGCAUGUAAUUGGCCACUGGGAAUAGGAUGCUGGACUAGAUUGGCCAUUCACCUGAUCCACCAGACUUUUUUAAUGUUCUUAAACUAACAAAGCCCAGACCAUGAUGUACAAGGAAUAUCACACAGAGACGCGAUCUUCAGAGUAGCUCUUGAUAGCUGAUACCAAGUCUGCUUUUAUCUGAUUUCUUCCCCUUGCCUUGUUUUUAUUUACUUUGCAAUGAGGAAACAGCGAAGUGGGGGAAAUGUGCCUGGCAGUGGCUGGCUGGGUUGCAUGCUUAACUCAUGUGAUAAUCCGUUUCAGGAAUACGAGUGCCUUGAGCAAGAGAAUAUCUCCCUGAAAAAAGAAAUUGGAAAGCUGACCGACGAAAUGAAACACUUGAGCGAAGUCUUGAGGAACCACGAAAAAGUCUGCCCUCUGUUACACUGCUCUUUAAACUUUGGCUUGAUUCCUAGACACGAUGUCCUCAGUGGCCCCUUGCCAAGAUGA